Molecule: messenger RNA, 1995 nt
Organism: Symbiodinium natans
Lineage: Eukaryota; Dinophyceae; Suessiales; Symbiodiniaceae
Source: the annotation of a GenBank genome assembly
AUGUCCGCCCAACUCUUGGACGAUGCCAUCAGCGAAGUCAACUCGCAAAACUUCACUCUUCGGCCUCUUUGCAGUGCGAACUGCUCUCGCAUCGACCCAGAGCAGCCUUUAUCCAUCAAGGACUUUCUUGACGGAGCGUGUCGCCCGUUGAAUGGCAUCAAGAGUGUAGCGGUUGUCUUCGACGUUCACCUCGGCAUGCUUGAGUGUGGCAGCUCUCUCAGUCUUGGAGAUCUAGUGGCUCAGAAGAAGUUCUCAGAUCUGCCAGAAGAAUUGCGAUUCAUGGGCCCGUUGCCAGCUGAGACCAAUGUGGAUAUUGUUGUCUGCAACCUUGGGGAUGGCCUGGUUGACGUCAUGAAGGUUCUGUACUUCAAGCAAUCAGUCUCCAGGCAAGUGGCUGAGGGCUUGUGCAAAGGUCGGAGCUUUGCGCCUCAGUUUCGGCAAGGACCCUGGGCUGUAAAGAAAGGCAUUCAGUGGCUCAUGAACCAGAUCCCUGGCUUUCACGUCCGUUGGCACUCACUUGAUCCACCCAGGCCGUCCUUGAAAAGGUCGCAGACACAAAGCUCUUGGAACCCAGAAAAUGACGAGCUGUCUGCCGGCAUUGCCUUCAUCAACAAGCAAGCUCCAGUUUGUGACGCAGCCAAUGAACAAACAUUCUGGAUCCUCUGCAACAUCAAGGAAGACUCGGGGACCCCAAUCGCUGGGUGGCCCGAAACCAAGGUCCGCUUCAUGGCGCAGAACAAAAGUCGGGGAUUGGGCGGCGCUCUUCCGAAGACGGAGUUCCCUCUCACAACAUAUAGCCUCCACGCCGCCAUGUCCACCAACAUUCUUCCUUACCUCUACCCACUUCUCAUGACGACAGCCGUCAUGUUCCUGGGCUGUGCUGGUGUCGGCAAGACACCAGCUUUGAUCGCGAUGGCCAUGGCAAUGGGUCGCUUCCACAUAAGGCGUCUUGGCCUGCAGGGCCUGCAGGGGCUUCAACCUGGUUGGAGACGUGCGAAGUCAUUUGACAACUUUCGGCAUAGAGCCCCACAAAUCCAGGAAGCCCUGUUCUUGGAUGAUCCGUCUCGAGGCAAGAUUGAUAUGGCUGAUUUGAAGAGCUUCGUCACGGUGGACGAGGACGGCACCGUCGAUAGUCGUUACAACGACACUCGCCUCACCAUGAACCAAAUGCGAGCCCUUGCCUCCAACAACACGAGUACAGAUCCGGCGUUGCAGACUCCGGACGCCACCCUCCUCCCUCCGAAGGACUUCAUGAAGCUUGUGGAACCUCUCUUCCGGGGCGACGCUGAGAAGGACAUUAUGGCGGUAUUGAAGCGUUCAACGACCUUCGUCUUCACAGAAACAGCUCUGUUCCUCCGCUUACCGAGUGAGAAGCCCGACGCCAUAGUGCACCGCAUUGUGGCCGACGACCUCCACUUGGACCUUCUCGCCCCUCGCGACAAACCAUUCUAUGGCAAGUACAAGAGCGGAGUGAUCGCCCUUGGAGACUCCUUUGCUGACGAUGUUCGUCGUGAACAAGAAAUGAUUGACUCCUCUGUGGCAGAGACCCAACACUUCCCCUCGAGGGACGACUAUGUGAACCAUGCCAACCAUGCCAUCCAGAAAUGGUUAACGCCAGAGCCCAAAGUCAGAGUGAUUCCUUCUUCGCCUGGGUCUUCCAAUGAGGCUGACACAUCUCGUUCCGCCUUUGGCCUCGCGCCCGUCUUCCCGGUCGUUGGAACUGGUCCCAAGCCAGGUCGCCUGAACAGCUCUUCCUCUUUCGUCUACAACGAUGACAAGCGCCGCCGACUCCGAUGCAAGACUUCCGUGGCGGAGGCAGGCGAAAACCAGACCAAGAACCCAGACGAAGAAGACACUCUCGUUGCGAACGGGGGGGAUUCGGAGUCUGCGAAUAACCAGGAGCAGAACAUCCUCAGUUCUCCGGGCGAGGCUAUGGACUUGGAUCAGGGUAGCGAUAGCGCCGAGGAGGAGGCGGCCCAGCAUCUCCAUGGGUGA